AUGGAAGAGGAUAAUCCUGGAGAGUCUUCUACGUCAAAAUCUCCCGCAGUAAUUAGACCAGAUAAAAGGAAAGGUGUUAUAGGGAAAGGAAAACCCUUCUAUUCGAUGUCAACUCUAGAGUUUGCAUCAGAUUACGUUUCUGAAGAGGUGACGGAUAAACUCAUAAAGAAUUAUAGAAGUCAGUUGGAGAAUUUCGUGAAAGCUAGCUCAUCAUCAACAAGUGAUUACAGUUCACUCAGGGGCGCUAUAUUUAAGCGGAUCGCUCACAGAAAGUUAAUAAAAGGAGGAACGUUUAGAGCUCGCCCUUUAUUUUCAUCAACUUUCUCUUACUUCGGGAUUAAUAAUUCAAAUCUAUCAAUACCUACUCGGAACAAACUGCUGUUCAGUGACAUUAGUGAGAUUGUUCCUAACAUGUACUGUAUUCCAACUCAAAAGAAUGAUGCGUCUUUUGAUGCAUUCGUUUUUCCCGACACAUUCUUCCAGAUGACAGUUUCCGAGAGUCAUCCUAUUAUAAAGAGUGGAUUGGAAAAAUAUAUUAACUAUAAUAAUAGUUCAGAUAUCAAAUUUUAUUUUGUAGUACCGAAGGAAAUAUAUAGUUCUUAUCGAGAGCAGGUUCUUUAUACAACAAAGAGAACUGUUCUUAAGAAUAAUCCACCUUGGAUUAAUCGUCUUAGGCAAUAUGCCCUGGAAAUUGACCUGAAAUUAUAG
Acaulospora colombiana is the source of this 708-nucleotide messenger RNA. The record is from the annotation of a GenBank genome assembly. NCBI's taxonomy places the organism in Eukaryota, Fungi, Glomeromycota, Glomeromycetes, Diversisporales, Acaulosporaceae.